AUGGCUCCCGUCAUCGCCGCGCUGUGCCUUUCCUUCGUGCUGCCGCUGCCGUUGGAUACCGCCCGGCAUGCCCGUGGCGCCACGCCCGCGCCCGCGUUGAUGGAGGCGGCAGCCACUACCUAUCGGCUGAACAACUACCUGCUGCCGGCGCCGCUGACGCCGCGCAACAACAUGGUACUGGUGAAGCUGCGCAAGAGCGAGGAGGGCGAAACCUCGCGCGGGCUCGUGCUCGCCGCCUCGCAGCGCAAGAUCCGCGACGGCGAGGUGGCGGCUGCAGGCCCAGGGCUGACGCACCCAGAGUCGGGGCAGUUGCUGCCGACGGGGGUGGGGGCGGGUGACCACGUGCUGUGCGAGGAGAUUGUGAUGGAGGGCGAGGCUAUCGACUACCUCGGCGAGAAGCACCGCAUGCUGCCUGACUCACGUGUGGUGGCCACGCUGGAGGGCG
Emiliania huxleyi CCMP1516 is the source of this 445-nucleotide messenger RNA. RefSeq lists its product as hypothetical. The annotation marks the transcript as partial. The record is from RefSeq and is a predicted model, not a curated record. The transcript has a single exon. Gene Ontology annotation, biological process: protein folding. Gene Ontology annotation, molecular function: ATP binding; protein folding chaperone. NCBI's taxonomy places the organism in Eukaryota, Haptophyta, Isochrysidales, Noelaerhabdaceae.